This is a messenger RNA of Drosophila obscura, 639 nucleotides long. RefSeq names its product DAZ-associated protein 2. NCBI's taxonomy places the organism in Eukaryota, Metazoa, Arthropoda, Insecta, Diptera, Drosophilidae. Bases 84 to 548 code for a protein of 154 amino acids. The transcript is spliced from 2 exons. The record is from RefSeq and is a predicted model, not a curated record.
CAGAUCUGACGGGAAAAAGCAAAGUCGGCAGCCCCGAUUCUGAUUCACAAGUAAAUUAAAAGUAAACAGACAAAGAAAUAGCCAUGUCGAAUCCUUCGAAAGGUAAUCCAUUAAACGAAGCGACUGCUCCGUCCUACAAAUACUGCAAUGCCGCGGACUCUGUUGCGAUGCGUGCCCCUCCUCCCACGUAUGAGGAGAGUCAGCGGAAUAGUGGAGGGCAUCAGCCAUCCUACCCUGCGGCACCUGGACAAAAUCAGUAUUAUGGCAUGAUUAGUCAUAAUCAGCAGGCACCUGGGCCAUUCAAUACGCAGCCCGGUAUGCCCGUUCAUAACGGCACUGGCUAUGGCCUGGCUGGUCCGAGCACUUCGGCUGGAGCCGCGUCCGCACAUGUUCUCCAGUUGGACUCCCGAGCAGAGGUCAGGACCACACCUUCGGGCUCUGUAGUUAUUCCACCGCCACCGCCUGGAUGCCUGCCCACACCGGCACAGUGGGCGGCCAUGCAGGGCCAGGCGGUGGUCUUGAAGCAAAAGAAGCGUUCGUUUUUCUGAAUAUCCAAAAACUAUUCAUACGAAUGUAAUCUGAUGUUAAUCCUUAAUGUUAAUAAAUAAAACGAUACGUAUUUCUUUUCGUUCUCGCGUA